Molecule: messenger RNA, 1667 nt
Organism: Meleagris gallopavo (turkey)
Lineage: Eukaryota; Metazoa; Chordata; Aves; Galliformes; Phasianidae
Source: RefSeq, a predicted model, not a curated record
GGAAGAAGCGCCGUGCCGCGCCACACAGCUAACCACCUCCUCUAUGGCCGGCGCCGAGCAGCCCCCGUGACCGAAUGAUACUGAGGAGGCUGUGGGGACUCGGGAAAGCGGCGAGGAGCGGCCGUUGGGGCCUGGCUUGGCCAGCUCUCCACAAGUUCUCUCCACAAAUGAGCUGCAAGAACUGAGUGAUGAGGUCUUCAGACUCAGCACUGUACAUGAAAUUGUACUGAAUGCUGACUUGGAAGUGCACAUGGUCAACUUCCCCCCACACAGCCUGGAAAAUAGAGUGAAGGAGACAUUGCACAAAGCCUUCUGGGACCGCCUGAAAAAACAGAUCUCUGCUAGUCCUCCAGACUACACUCAGGCAAUCCAACUGCUGCAGGAAAUAAAAGAAGCUCUGUUAUUACUGCUGCUGCCUCAGAACAGCCAGCUGCGAAGCCAAAUUGAAGGGGUCCUGGACUUGGAGCUGAUCAGGCAGGAGGCUGAGCAUGGGGCUCUGGACAUCCGCGGUCUCACCACGAGCAUCCUUGGCACAAUGGCAAUGCUGUGUGCGCCUUUUCGAGAUGAGGAAGUGCAAGGACUGCAAAGCCUCACGGACCCAGCUGAGCUUCUCAGGGAGAUCUUCCGGGUGCUGGACCUGAUGAAAAUGGAUAUGCUGAAUUUUACCAUCCAGAGCCUCCGUCCAUACUUACAGGAAUGCUACGUCCAGUACGAACAGGAGAAAUUCCAGAAAAUCUUAGAUAAGCUUCCUAAUAGCCUGGAUAACACAACAGAGUGGCUGCGAAGAGCAGCAGCAGCAGUGUCUGCAUCCUCUUUGCAGUCUCCGUCCUGCCCUGCAGCCAGCAGCUCUUCUGAUGCACGCUUCCAGGGAGCUGUCAGCAGUAGCUCAACUGUGCCUAGUGUCAUGUCUGUGCUAAAUCGAGGCUACAUGGAUCUGCUCUGUUGGGAGCCUGGACAAAGCGAAUAUCCUGAGACCUUGCUUCUGGAUCAGGCUCGACUACAGGAAGUACAAGCACAAGUGAAUCAGCUUACCAUCAUAGCUGCGGUCCUGCUAGUGACUAGUGGCGUGUGUGGAAACACCUUAUUUGGCUCACCUGGGUUUAUUGAUAGGCUGAAACUGGUAACAAAGGUCCUCUUGGAAGGGCUGUCUUCUAUCAGGUAUGAAGAAGCUUUGCAAGACAUCAGUGAUCAAGUGCUCCAGGAAGUCAGCAGAACACUCUCACAGCUGGGUUACCCUGCUUUUGCCAGUGAGAAAUGUACAUCCCUGAAAGGCCAGAUAAAAAGCAUCGCUGACAAGGGCAACGCAGUCCGUCACAUCAUCGGCUGGGCAGUAUGUGAUGGCAAUGACUCACUGAUGGAGCAGCAUUAGAAGCUACAGAGCCAGACAGUCUAUCCCUUGCUGUGUCUAAAAUCAACAUCUUGUCUGUACUCUUUGUCCACUAUCAGCAUUUCCCAAAUACAUACUUGAAACACAAGAACAUCUGAGGUAGUUGGGUAGUUAAUUUCAGCUCUGUGCUCCUCAGAGAGGCUUCCUGAAUACUUUCAAUUUUAAAAUGCUGCUGUGUCAGUCCAGAUAAAUCCAGGCUCUGAAGUUCUAUAUUCCAUUAUGCUUCUAAGAUGCCUAACACUUCAGUUCUGUUCAAAAACUCACAGAGUGGGCAAAAAAA